AUGUAUAUGAANGGGGGCGCCGCCUCCUCCAGGACGCCCAACCGGAUUAGCACCCGCUUGACCACCAUCACUUGGGUGCCCACUCGCUUCCCCGGGCACCGGGUGCCCAUCCGGGCCAGCCCGCACUCCACCACAGCAUGGAACACUGCGGCCCCCCCGACGGUCCUAUCUACCACUGCGGCGUUCUUCAGUAGCAGCAGGCCGGGCUCCCGACCCCCGAUGCCAGGAACCCCAAGCACCCAGGCAGUGCCCUCCUGGCCCACUGCGGCAUACGCUACCUCCUCCUACCUUCACGAUUCUACUCCCUCCUGGACCCUGUCUCCCUUUCAGGAUGUUGCCUCGUCGUCUUCCCCCUCUUCCUCGUCCUCUACCACCACGACACCAGAAACUAGCACCAGCCCCAAAUUUCCUACGACGACGUAUUCCACAGAGCGAUCUGAACACUUCAAACCCUGCCGAGACAAGGACCUUGCAUACUGUCUCAAUGAUGGCGAGUGCUUUGUGAUCGAAACCCUGACCGGAUCGCAUAAACACUGUCGCACAGUGUGA
Molecule: messenger RNA, 549 nt
Organism: Cebus imitator (Panamanian white-faced capuchin)
Lineage: Eukaryota; Metazoa; Chordata; Mammalia; Primates; Cebidae
Product: pro-neuregulin-3, membrane-bound isoform-like
Exons: 1
Coding region: 1-549 (182 amino acids)
Biological process (GO): animal organ development; intracellular signal transduction; nervous system development
Molecular function (GO): chemorepellent activity
Source: RefSeq, a predicted model, not a curated record